UCGGUGAACUAUGUUUAUUUGUAAAUUGCGCCGGUAAAAUAAUUUAUAAAAUAAAACUUAAUAAACUACAAUAAUCAUGUUAAAUUAAACCAUGACAGGGUUAGGAGAUAUCAAGAAGUUCUUUCCGAUAGAUAGCAUACAGAAAGUGUGCGAUAUAUUCGAAGAACAACUAACCAGCGACAAAGAACCGGAUUUGGCGUUGUUUUCCAUAAUCGUAGGAGCGGUUGAGAAUAACUUAACUAACAUUAAAAACUCCGAUAGAGAUGCUAAUAAAGUGAUCAAGAAAUUUCCAUCGGUGGAAUGGGACGAGAUAAAAUCACUAUACGAUCGAUUCGGUGUUUUGAUGCGUAGCGGCGUUGACGCAAAGUUGGUCGGCGGGGAAUUCGCAUCUCGGGAGUUGGUGAAGCGAGUGGCGGACACCGUGUGGAACUCGUUGACCCGCAGCUACUACAAGGACCGCGCUCACCUGCAGUCCAUCUACAGCUUCCUCACCGGCAACAAGCUGGACUGCUUCGGAGUGGCGUUUGCGGUGACCGCCGGCUGUCAGGUGCUCGGGAAACGAGACGUGCAUCUCGCUCUCUCCGAAGACCAUGCUUGGGUCGUAUUCGGAAAGGAUGGUUCAAAUACAGCAGAGGUAACUUGGCAUGGAAAAGGAAAUGAAGAUAAGAGAGGCAGAUCGGUGGGAGAUGGUGUUCUUGCCAGAUCGUGGCUGUAUGUAGCUGGCAAGCCUGUGGUGUGUACAAGGGUCAUGGAACUUGCGGCCUUAGUAUCAUCAAUAAACCCAUCACUGACACCGACUAUAGAUGUUCAUGAAGUGGCUCUUAUGCAACACAAAUUGCUCUGGUUGUUAUAUGAAAAAGGUCAUCUCGAUGCCUAUCCAAUGGCCCUGGGAAAUCUCGGUGAUUUAUGCGAGUAUAUGAAGAGUUCAAAUAGAGCUGACGAGCCAGAUAAUUGUCACAUAAAUAAAGAUGAAGAGGAUACAAAAACCAACAUUCCAGGGAGGCCCGAUUCCGCAGCUUUGUAUAUCCAAGCCAUAAGGUCUUCUAGGACCUAUUAUGAAGACAGGCACGUCUACCCAUAUACAGUCCAAGGAGGCUAUUAUCACCUUCAGAAAAUGUACAAGGAAGCUUUUCAGGCCUGGGCUGGUGCCGGUGAUGUAAUCAGACAUUACAAUUACUCUCGUGAUGAUGAAGAGAUCUAUAAGGAAUUCUCAGAGAUAGCCAAUGAGCUCAUACCACAGGUGAUGAAAGCCGAGAGCUCAGGACACUCUGCAAGAUCUAUACUGAAGGAUCCUGAAUGUUUUGCCUCUUUGCUAAGGUUUUAUGAUGGUAUAUGUAAAUGGGAGGAGGGCAGCCAAACACCCAUCCUCCACAUUGGCUGGGCCAAGCCUCUCGUGAGUACUAUUUCUAAAUUUGAUGCAGAGGUGCGGGCCCAAGUCAACAUUAUUUGCAGUCCAGAUGACGAUCAGAACGGAGAACAGAAAAACGAUGACAACAAAAAUGAUAAUAAAACUGAGGAAAACGAGAGCUGGAACAACAACUCUGAAAGCACUGAGAUGACAGUGCGAGAGCAACUCACAGCAGCAGUUAACAGCAGACCUAAGGUUACAUUGUAUAGCCACAAGAUGGCAGCACUCAAACCUUUGCUGUUAGCCGAGAGAUUGAACACUCACGCCUUACAGUUGCAACUGACGGCUCAGAGCCAACUGCAGAGGCCACACUUGACCACAAAGAGACGAGUCGAGGAGGACUCCAACCCCCCCGCUCCCACCGCUAGAGCUAAACGUGCUCGACGUGAGCGAUAAACUUGUACUUAUUGUUUCCAUGAAUUUAGAGACUAUUUAUUAUUGUUACAUUAAGUUGAAUGUAUAUUUUGAUUCUUUAUAUUGUUCAAUAUACUCUAUUGUAUUGUUUCCAAAUUGCAAAAUAGAAUUUUCUAUGUGAAAAUUCUAUAUUUUAAAAAUUUUACAAAUGAUCUAUUUUAACUUCGAAGUUCAAAAGAGGCAUUUAAAUAUAACGUAAGGUCGUAAGGUAUUAAAGUGCAAACGCUUGUAUUAGAAAUCUUAAAUAGAAUUUUAAGAUUAAAAAUAAAAAUCGAAAACAUA
Messenger RNA from Aricia agestis (brown argus), 2104 nucleotides. RefSeq names its product menin (gene Mnn1). Gene Ontology annotation, molecular function: Y-form DNA binding; chromatin binding; transcription cis-regulatory region binding. The record is from RefSeq and is a predicted model, not a curated record. Gene Ontology annotation, biological process: regulation of transcription by RNA polymerase II; negative regulation of cell cycle; negative regulation of cell population proliferation. The coding region runs from base 92 to 1804 and encodes 570 amino acids. Lineage: Eukaryota; Metazoa; Arthropoda; Insecta; Lepidoptera; Lycaenidae. The transcript has 5 exons. Gene Ontology annotation, cellular component: nucleus; histone methyltransferase complex; chromatin.